This is a messenger RNA of Staurois parvus, 249 nucleotides long. The record is from the annotation of a GenBank genome assembly. Lineage: Eukaryota; Metazoa; Chordata; Amphibia; Anura; Ranidae.
UUAGUUUUCAGUCCAGGCCAGGGGCGGACUGACCAUUUGGAAUCUCGGGCACUGCCCAAGGGCCGGGGGUCAGUAGGGGGCCCCAUGAGAUGCCCCUGGUACCUUUUUCAUAAGCUUUUUUCAGUUUGGGCAAGGACACAGGGGCCCCAUGAUCCCCUAUUGCCCGGGGGCCCCAUGAGUUGUCAGUCCACCCCUGGUUCAGGGGUUGAUAAUGGGGCACUAUUCCCCUUACAAACAAUGAUAGGGUAU